AUGCCGUCGCUGCAUGAUCCAGGCGCCACUGUCCACUUCUUGGAAAGAAACAGUACUUGGGCGGUUAAUUCAGGUACAGCGGUGAAAGUGAGGCUUGGAUCUUCAUCUCUGAGAUUCAUGUCUCCAGUAGUCAGUGAAAUCCUCCGGUCCGGGUUUAUGAUCGAUUCCUCUCUCAGACGCCGAACCCACCUUGUUCAAUCUUUCUCAGUUGUUUUCCUUUACUGGUUCUAUGUUUUUUCAGAAUUAAUCUUUCAACUCUGCCUGGAUUAUAUUAUUGGGAAUUCCUCAGCUUCCACUCAGAUUCAAAACUCAGGCUCUGAGGAGGAUAUGCAGUUGAUGUUGGUGGAUCAAAGGAAAAGGAAGAGAAUGCUGUCAAACAGAGAAUCUGCAAGGAGAUCCAGGAUGAGAAAACAGAAGCACUUGGAUGAUUUAAUGGCUCAAGUGACACAGCUAAGGAAGGAGAGUAAUCAAAUCCUCACAUCCAUCAAUGUCACUACACAGCACUACUUGAAUGUUGAGGCCGAGAAUUCUAUUCUAAGGGCACAAACGAUGGAAUUGAACCAUAGACUUGAUUCUCUUAAUGAGAUCCUCAAUUAUAUCAACACAAGUAAUGGGAUUUUUGAAAAUGAUCAUCAUGAGAACCUCCAGACAAGUGCUGAUCAUAGCUUCAUGAAUCCAUUAAGUUUGAUCUAUCUCAACCAACCCAUCAUGGCAUCUCCAGAUUUGUUUCAGUAUUGA
Messenger RNA from Dovyalis caffra, 738 nucleotides. The record is from the annotation of a GenBank genome assembly. NCBI's taxonomy places the organism in Eukaryota, Viridiplantae, Streptophyta, Magnoliopsida, Malpighiales, Salicaceae.